Molecule: messenger RNA, 858 nt
Organism: Cordyceps militaris CM01
Lineage: Eukaryota; Fungi; Ascomycota; Sordariomycetes; Hypocreales; Cordycipitaceae
Exons: 2
Coding region: 1-858 (285 amino acids)
Source: RefSeq, a predicted model, not a curated record
AUGUCGACAGCUCCUCUCCAGUCCACCGAGGUCGCGACCGGCGACGCCCUCGCCAAGCAGAUUGCCGGCAUCAUCGAUGUAGACGUCAAGAACACGACGUCGUCGGCCCAAGCCACGGCGGCUGAAGACACGGCCGACAAGAUUGACGCGCUCUUCCAGAAGGCGCUCGCCGCAAACAAGGACGGCGCCGAGGACUUCCUCUACACCCUCUGGGAUGUCGUCAUCAAGUCGGCCGUGACCAUCCCCGCGACCGACCAGCGCCUGCAGCAGCUCGUCAGCGUCAUCGAGGCACUCCAGAAGAAGAAGACAGCCGAGGUUGAGAUUUGGGAUGCCAAGACUUGGGUGUGGAAGGACCUGCCUAUGCUUGGUCCCGCGCUGAGAGAAGCAUGGAACUUCAAGCCCGAGUUGGACGGCAAGGAAGAUCACGCGUCGCUCCAGAGAUGGAUCUCGCUCAACUCGUUUGCCGCGCGCAUCCUCGGCCACCGUAUCCAGUCGUCCUUCAACCUCGGCCUGUGGGAGCUGCGCGCCGGCCUCGAGGAGAAGCACCCGUCCGAGGCGUCGCGCGACCUGCACCUCAGCACCGCCAGCGAGUGGCUCUGGCACGCCGGCGACGAACUGCACCGCCUGUCGUCCGCCGCCGCGGGCUCCCUCAAGCAGGAGGAGGUGGACUUGACCAAGGCCGGCAGCCUCGUCGAGGCCCCCAUCAAGGGCCCGUCCAAGGACCGAUGGACGUUUUGGAAGAAGCGCCUCGGCGAGCUGUCGUCGGAGAUGUCUUGUGCGGCCAAGGAAGAGGGCCUCAAGGAGAGAGUGGACGGCGUGGUGAAGAAGAUGAGCACGAUUGAAAAGGGUGGGAAAUAA